GCCUCUGUCUCCACGUGGGUUCGGUAGAGAAACCCCGGACUGCGGAUCAUGGCGGGAGUAGAGACUGGGAACGCGGCCGGAGCAGAGGCCCCGCAGCCCCAGAAGCGCUACUACCGGCAACGUGCUCACUCCAACCCCAUGGCGGACCAUACACUGCGCUACCCUGUGAAGCCAGAGGAGAUGGACUGGUCUGAGUUAUACCCAGAGUUCUUCGCCCCACUGACCCAAAAUCAGAGCCAUGAUGACCUAAAGGAUAAGAAAGAGGAAAGACCUCAGGCCCAAGUGGAGUUUGCAGACAUAGGCUGUGGCUAUGGUGGCCUGUUAGUGGAACUGUCACCGCUGUUCCCAAACACACUGAUUCUGGGCCUCGAGAUUCGGGUGAAGGUUUCGGACUAUGUACAAGAUCGUAUUCGGGCCCUACGCGCAGCUCCCGGAGGUGGCUUCCAGAACAUCGCCUGUCUCCGUAGUAAUGCCAUGAAGCAUCUUCCUAACUUCUUCCGAAAGGGCCAGCUGACGAAGAUGUUCUUCCUCUUUCCGGACCCACAUUUCAAGCGGACGAAGCACAAGUGGCGAAUCAUCAGUCCCACACUACUGGCAGAAUAUGCCUAUGUGCUGAGAGUUGGGGGGCUGGUAUAUACCAUAACCGAUGUGCUGGAGCUACAUGACUGGAUGUGCACCCAUUUUGAAGGGCACCCUCUGUUUGAGCGUGUGCCUCUGGAGGAGCUGAGUGAAGACCCCAUUGUGGGACACCUGGGCACUUCAACUGAAGAGGGAAAGAAAGUUCUACGCAAUGGAGGGAAGAAUUUCCCAGCCAUCUUCCGAAGAAUACAGGAUCCCACUCUCCAGGCAGUGACCCCCAAUCCCACGCUACCUGGUCACUGACAGCUUACCCUGCUUUAGCUAGACCCCUUCUUCAGGGGCCAAAAAGAAGAUCAGGCCCCCUGGGUCUUCCCAGCCGAGACUGCCAGGGUUGAGAGGAAGCAAUCUUUCAACGAGAUUGAGGAACUGGCCAAGGCAAAACCCUGGUGUUCACAACCACCCCAACUCCUCUCACCUUCUUGCCCCUUCAUCGCGAGUAGAAAGCAAAAGACGCUAACAAGGAAGGUCCGAGGACCUUGGACCAGAGGGGGUGUUGGAAGGUGUGGCUUCUUGCUCCCCCUUAGCCCUCCCUUCUGAGAUUUCUUCUCAGCUGGAGUGAAGAACACAGUGCUCUACUGUACAUCUAAACUGCCUUCUGGGCUCAAAUCACCUGUCCACUCGUGUUUACUUUGCAGUCCUGGGGGUAAUGUGUAUACGUGUGCACACGCCCAUGCUGCUGUUAUUUCUCGGGAAAGGCUGGAGUGUGUAUCACGUGCCUUCUCCCAUCCUCCCAUUCUCUCCCUGCCUAAGACUGAACCUGGGGAAUCUGCUGUCUCUAGUUGCUGUCUCCGGAGAAUCCCUGGAUAGUAUGGGGGUGGAGACCCUCUCCUUCAUGUU
Trichechus manatus latirostris (Florida manatee) is the source of this 1476-nucleotide messenger RNA. It is a transcript of the gene METTL1, whose product is annotated as methyltransferase 1, tRNA methylguanosine. Gene Ontology annotation, biological process: RNA (guanine-N7)-methylation; tRNA methylation. Gene Ontology annotation, molecular function: tRNA (guanine(46)-N7)-methyltransferase activity. Gene Ontology annotation, cellular component: tRNA methyltransferase complex. The transcript is spliced from 6 exons. The coding region runs from base 49 to 882 and encodes 277 amino acids. The record is from RefSeq and is a predicted model, not a curated record. NCBI's taxonomy places the organism in Eukaryota, Metazoa, Chordata, Mammalia, Sirenia, Trichechidae.